UCCUGUAGUAACACUGGAUCAAUAAGAGAUGAUCCUUACUGGACCUCUAGGAAGAACAGUUUAGAACUGAUAGAGCUAUCCAGUAUAAAAGUGUAUGAAUUAAUUGUAGACCAAGUGCAGUUGAUAUUGACAAAGCUCAGAAGAUGGCAGUACUAGAAAGAUUGGAUUACGCUUUCAACGUGGCAGAGCAGGAAUUUCAAGUCCAUCGCUUAUUGGAUCCUACAGGUAUGAGUCGAUAUUCUCAAGCUUUGCCAAAUGAGAAAAUGUUGUGUAAACUUGUUUCCCGAAGGUAGCAAAACCAGGAAACAUCGUUUCAACAAGUCAUUUACUUUUAUUGUAUAAAUUUUAUUAUUCCAGACGUUGAGCAAGGGAAUGUUGACAAGAAAGGAAUGCUGAUGUAUUUGUCUGCAUUAUAUGAAGUAUUACGUAACCUUGAACCCGCGGUUGUUGACACCACAUCAGAGGAAGUGAGCGAGGGACCUGGUGAAGAGGGAAUUGUGAAAACAACUACGUCCUUUGUAGUAGAGGUACGAGGGUAAACUGUGAUGUAGAACAAGAAAGAAUAAACUAUUAGUAGUCAUCAUAUCUAUUGAUAUCCAUUGAUCAGAAUGUUCCAUUGUCUUUUCAUUGUUUUGAAAAUCUCACUGUUCUCCAUGCCAUCCAGUCAUGAUCCAGUGAUCAGAAUAUGUUCCAUUGUCUUUUCAUUGUUUUAAAAAUCUCACUGUUCUCCAUGCCAUCCAGUCAUGAUCCAGUGAUCAGAAUGUUCCAUUGUCUUUUCAUUGUUUUGAAAAUCCCACUGUUCUCCAUGCCAUGCAUCCAGUGAUCAGAAUGUUCCAUUGCCUUUUCAUUGUUUUGAAAAUCUCACUGUUCUUCAUGCCAUCCAGUCAUGAUCCAGUUAUCAGAAUGUUCCAUUGUCCUUUCAUUGUUUUGAAAAUCUCACUGUUCUCAAUGCCAUCCAGUCAUGAUCCAGUGAUCAGAAUGUCGCAUUGUCUUUUCAUUGUUUUGAAAAUCUCACUGUUCUCAAUGCCAUCCAGUCAUGAUCCAGUGAUCAGAAUGUUUCAUUGUCUUUUCAUUGUUUUGAAAAUCUCCAUGUCAUCCAGUCAUGAUCCAGGGAUCAGAAUGUUCCAUUCUCUUUUCAUUGUUUUGAAAAUCUAAUUGAAAUCCUUAUUCCUCCAUCAUGUUUUCUAGAGUGGGCCUGGUUCUAACACGUUACGUAUUGGCAAUGAAGUCAUCGACAUUACUACAGUAUCAACCAAUGAGAUUGUCUUACAAUACAAGACUAUAUAUUAUACAGUAUUGUACACGAUCAAGGGAUUGGAAAAGAGGAUUGAGAAAAUAAGAAAUGAGGAGCCAAGCCAAGAGAAUGCAAAGACUUUACGGGUGAGUGGGGGACACGAGUGUCGUUCGUGUGAAAAUAUAGAAGUUGUUACAAGACUGUGGCAGAUUUGCUACAAAAUUGUUUAAGUUCAGGUUGUGUUCACAGUACUUGUUCCCAGCUUGCUACAAGGUUGAUGACCCAACAUGUUUACUACAAGGUUCAUAACUCAACUGACUGUUGUAUUUCUUUAUUUUUAUUUCAGGAAAUUCAGCAAGAAAUGCAAGAACUCCAGGGGAAGAUCAAGGAACUAAAUGUAACAAACAAAGAGAUGGCCAAGGCUGAGGGUGUUGAUCGCCAGGAAUUCUCAGAUAUCCAAAGAGAGUUAGGACAACUCAGUAGUCGGUGGUCUACGUUGAUACAACAGAAUAAUGAAGAGAAUAAGAGGCAAGCAAUGUUUAAAUGUUAGAAGGGGACAUGGAAAAAUGUCUGAAUUAGAGAAGUGCCCGAAUUAGAGAGGUGUCCGAAUUGGAGAGAUGGCCGAAUUAGAGAGGUGUCCGAAUUAGAGAGGUGUCCGAAUUGGAGAGAUGGCCGAAUUAGAGAGGUUCUUGAAUUAGAGAGGUGUCCGAAUUAGAGAGAUGUCCGAGUUAGUUAGAGAGGUGUCCGAAUUAGAGAAGUGUCCGAAUUAGAGAGGUGCCCAAAUGAGAGAGGUGUCCGAAUUAGAGAGGUGUCCGAGUUAGAGAGGUGUCCGAAUUAGAGAAGUGUCCGAAUUAGAGAGGUGCCCAAAUGAGAGAGGUGCCCAAAUUAGAGAGGUGUCCGAAUUAGAGAGGUGUCCGAGUUAGAGAAGUGUCCGAAUUAGAGAAGUGUCCGAAUUAGAGAGGUGUCCGAAUUAGAGAGGUGUCCGAAUUAGAGAGGUGUCCGAAUUAGAGAGGUGGCCGAAUUGGAGAGAUGGCCGAAUUGGAGAGAUGGCCGAAUUGGAGAGAUGGCCGAAUUAGAGAGGUGUCGGAAUUGGAGAGAUGGCCGAAUUGGAGAGAUGGCCGAAUUAGAGAGGUUCUCGAAUUAGAGAGGUGUCCGAAUUAGAGAGAUGUCCGAGUUAGUUAGAGAGGUGUCCGAAUUAGAGAAGUGUCCGAAUUAGAGAGGUGCCCAAAUGAGAGAGGUGUCCGAGUUAGAGAGGUGUCCGAGUUAGAGAGGUGUCUGAAUUAGAGAAGUGUCCGAAUUAGAGAGGUGCCCAAAUUAGAGAGGUGCCCGAAUUAGAGAGAUGUCCGAAUUAGAGAAGUGUCCGAAUUAGAGAGGUGUCCGAAUUAGAGAGAUGUCCGAAUUAGAGAAGUGUCCGAAUUAGAGAGGUGCCCGAAUUAGAGAGAUGUCCGAAUUAGAGAAGUGUCCGAAUUAGAGAGGUAUCCGAAUUAGAGAGGUGCCCGAAUUAGAGAGAUGUCCGAAUUAGAGAAUUGUCCGAAUUAGAGAGGUGCCCAAAUUAGAGAGGUGCCCGAAUUAGAGAGAUGUCCGAAUUAGAGAAGUGUCCGAAUUAGAGAGGUGUCCGAAUUAGAGAGAUGUCCGAAUUAGAGAGGUGGUGUUCUCUACCCUUGGCAGAUGGACGUGGCCCCAAUGGAAUAGUGGUGAUGAAUAUUUAGUUUUCGAAACUAUUUUGACAUUGUUUCUUUCACAGACAACCUGCCAUCAUGAGAGAAGUAAGAACCACAAAGACUGUCCAUGUAUGUUUUAAAUUGAUUGUAAAAGUUUGAUUAACUAAAAUCUACUACGAGAAAACCGUUGUUUAUUCUACUGAUAAUCUCUAUUUCUAGACCGCUCGUCUGACUAUUGGAGAUGUAGUGAUGGAAAUUACAACAGUUUCAACAAAUGAGAUUGUGAUAAAAUACAAGAUUAUUUAUUAUCAAAUCAUCACCAUUAUUAAACUGAUUGAAUCCAACAUGAAAGUUAUCAAUGAAGAGGAACCAAGUCAGGAAACUGCAAGACUUCUUGAUGUGAGUGAAAUAUAUUCACCCUAGAUACUGUAGGUCUAUCCCCUGCAUAUCAGUUCUAAAUUGAUCCAGUGUUACCACAGAAGGAAACCUAAAGUAAACUAACUUUAUUUAUACUGGAUAGCUCUAUCAGUUCUAAACUGUUCUUCCUAGACGUCCAGUAAAGAUCAUCUCUUAUUGAUCCAGUGUUACUACAGGAGGAAACCUAAACUGAACUAACUUUAUUUAUACUGGUUUUACAUUGAUCAUUCCUCCAGGAAAACAAGCAGAGAAUGGAACAACUGCAACCAAAGAUCACAGAGUUAAAUGAACUGAUGUCACAAAUGAAAGAUGCUGACGGUGUUGAUCAAGAUGAAUUAUUUCAACUGCAGUCUGAACUCAAGGACUUUGACUCUAGCUUGACUACAGUGACAGAACAGAUUACUGAAGAGGAAAAAAGGUGGGCUCUUUGCACACAAAAUGUUAGCUAAGAUAAGUCAAAACAUUGCGUGACUGGAUGGCAUGGAGAACAGUUUGAUAUUCACAACAAUGAAAAGACAAUGAAACAUUCUGAUCACUGGAUCAUGACUGCAUGGCAUGAAGUACAGUGGGAUCCAGUGUUUGACAGGGAAUAAAAUACCAUUGAAAAUCUCGUUACUCGGAGUGGUUAAAAUUAGAAUUACAAAAGAUUGUAUUAUUUUGAACCAACAACAUGUUAGUUAAUCGACCUAUUUAUGCACACAAGAAUCUUCCUUGUUGAGUAAUGAAGCACAACUAGUUUACUGGCUUUAACUGUAUACAUACAGGGUUAUAGGGGGUAUUCAAAGGUGGACAGUGUCUGUAUAAUGUGGUAGCAUCAAAUAACUUUUCCAUGAUUUUUUUAUUAGACAACCAGCACCAGCUACAGAGACUGUGUACAGAACUACCACUGAAAUAGUCGAGGUAAGUGUUCAGUUUGAAAUUAGACAUAAUUCAAUAAUACCCUACUAUGUUGAGAGGUGUUUACUUCAGCUCUACACCAAGGUUGUUGUAAAAACGGGGCAGAGAAUGGACCAUUUGCAUUAUAGACUAAAUUUUGAUCUAAACAAGUCUAGACAAAAAUUUCAUCACUGCUUGAAAGAGCAUCACAAAAUUAGUAAUAUUCCAAAGUUUCGUUGCGAAAUGUUGUAAAAUGCGGAUAAUAUAGCCUUGCGAAGUCUGCCGUUUUUCAGUCAUUCGCAUUACGCGGGUAAAUUGACAGCCCAAUACCCUUUGGGGCUGUCAAUUUCCCGUUUGUAAUACAAAAUGACUGAAAAACGGCAAACUUUGCAAGGCUAUAUUAUCCGCAUUUUACAACAUUUCGCAACGAAACUUUGGAAUAUUACUAAUUGUGUGAUGCUCUUUCAAUUGAGCUGUGAUGAAAUUUUUGUCUAGUGUUUGGUGAAACACUCGAAUCACCACAGCUUUCUAAUUCUGAAACUAAUUUCAUUUUAUGCAAUACAGAACGCGCCAACCAGAUCGACAACGUUACGUAUUGGUGCUCAAGUCAUCGACAUUACUACAGUGUCAACCAAUGAGAUUGUCUUACAAUAUAAGACUAUAUAUUAUACAGUACUGUACACGAUCAAGGGAUUGGAAGAAAGGAUGGAGAAAAUAAGAAGUGAAGAGCCAAGCCAAGAGAAUGCAAAGGCUUUACGAGUAAGACUAUAAUGGUGUUAGUCCAGUAGGAUCAUUGCAUUAGUGACCUACACCAAAGUAAACUAACUUUAUUACUUUAUUUAUACUGGAUAGCUCUGUCAGGUUUAAACUGUUCACAAUCAUGAAGGCAUACUGUAUAACUUGCUUACAAUAUUUUAUUUCAGGAAAUCCAGCAAGAAAUACAAGAACUCCAGGGGAAGUUCAAGGAACUGAAUGAAACAAACAAAGAGAUGUUCAAUGCUGAAGGUGUUGAUCGCCAGGAAUUCUCAGAUAUCCAAACAGAAUUAAGACAACUCAGAAGUCAGUGGUCUACGUUGAUAAAACAGAGUAAUGAAGAGAAUAAGAGGUAAGCAAUGUUUAAAUGUUGGAAGGGAACAUGGAAAAAUUUCUGAAUUAGAGAGUUGUUCAAAUAAGAGAGGUGCCCGAAUUAGGGAGGUGUCCGAAUUAGAGAGGUGUCGUUUUCUUCCCUUGGCAGAUGGGCGUGGCUUCCAUUGAAUAGUGGUGAUGAAGAUCUAGUUUUCGAAACUAUUUUGACUUUGUUUCUUUCACAGACAACCUGCCAUCAUGAGAGAAGUAAGAACCACAAAGACUGUUCAUGUAUGUUUUAAAUUGAUUGUAAAAGUUUAGUGGACUAGAAUCUACUAAAAGAAAACAGUUCUUUAUUCUACUGAUAAUCUCUAUUUCUAGACCGCUCGUCUGACUAUUGGAGAUGAAGUGAUAGAAAUUACAACAGUUUCAACAAAUGAGAUUGUGAUAAAAUACAAGAUUGUUUAUUAUCAAAUCAUCACCAUUAUUAAACUGAUUGAAUCCAACAUGAAAAUUAUCAAUGAAGAGGAACCAAGUCAGGAAACUGCAAGACUUCUUGAUGUGAGUGAAAUAUAUUCACCCUGCUUACAGUAUCUGUUAUCCAUAGAGGUCCAGUGAGAGACAUCUCAGUGUUACUACAGGAGGAAACCUAAACUAAACUAACUUUACUUAUACUGGAUAGCUCUAUCAGUUCUAAACUGUUCUCUCUAGAGGUUCAGUAAGGAUCAUUUCCUAUUCAUCCAGUGUUACUACAGGAGGAAACGUAAACUAAACUGACUUUUUUAAUACUUUUUUUACAUUGCUCGUUCCUCCAGGAAAACAAGCAGAGAAUGGAACAACUACAACCAAAGAUCACAGAGUUAAAUGAACUGAUGUCACAAAUGAAAGAUGCUGACGGUGUGGAUCAAGAUGAAUUAUCUCAACUGCAAUCUGAACUCCAGGACUUUGACUCUCGCAUGUCCACAGUGACAGAACAGAUCACUGAAGAGGAGAAAAGGUGAAAUAUUCUGUAGGCUCUUUGCAUAAAUGCUAUGUUAUUUUGAUCAAACAAAAUCUUAGUUAAAUGACCUACUUACGACAAAAGAGUCGUCCUUGAUAAUGUGGCACAACUAGUUACUGCUCUAGGCUUGACUUUAUACAGUAUAUACAGGGGUAUUCAAAAGUUGACAGUAUCUGUAUAAUGUGGUAGCAUGAAAUAACUUUUCCAUGAUUUUUUUUAUCAGACAACCAGCACUAGCUACGGAGACUGUGUAUAGAACUACCACUGAAAUAGUCGAGGUAAGUAUUUGAAACGACAAUGUAGGCAUAAUUCAAUUAUACCUUUAACACCCUACUCUGUUGAGAGGUGUUUACUUCAGAGCUACAGCAAGGUUGUUGUAAAAACAGGGCAGAGAACUGUUCAUGUUUAAAGGAGUAAGGAGAUUAAACUACAUCUCCUCAAUUCCAUCCAUUCACCACGAAAUACAAGACCACUACAUAUAAUGAAAGGAAUAAACAUUAUUUUCUCACUCUGAUAACUGCAGGUUGACCAGCAUCUGCUGCACGAUAGUGUUUAGUGAUACCCUCGAAUCACCACAUCUUUCUAAUUCUGAAACUAUUCUUCAUUUUAUGCAAUACAGAACGCGCCAACCAGAUCGACAACGUUACGUAUUGGUGCUCAAGUCAUCGACAUUACUACAGUGUCAACCAAUGAGAUUGUCUUACAAUAUAAGACUAUAUAUUAUACAGUAUUGUACACAAUCAAGGGAUUGGAAGAAAGGAUGGAGAAAAUAAGAAGUGAAGAGCCAAGCCAAGAGAAUGCAAAGGCUUUACGGGUAAGACUUUAAUAGUGUUAGUCCAGUAAGGAUGAUCGCAUUAGUGACCUACACCAAAGUAAACUAACUUUAUUUAUACUGGAUCUAGCUCUAUCAGUCCUAAGCUGUUCUUCCUAGAGGUCCAGUAAGGAUCAUCUCUUAUUGAUCCAGUGUUACUACAGGAGGAAACCUAAACUAAACUAACUUUAUUUAUACUGGUUAACUCUAUCAGUUUUAAACUGUUCACAAUGAUGAAAGCAUACUGUAUAACUUGCUUACAAUAUUUUCAGGAAAUUCAGCAAGAAAUGCAAGAACUCCAGGGGAAGGUCAAGGAACUGAAUGUAACAAACAAAGAGAUGUCCAAGGCUGAAGGUGUUGAUCGCCAGGAAUUCUCAGAUAUCCAAAGAGAAUUAGGACAACUCAGUAGUCGGUGGUCUACGUUGAUACAACAGAAUAAUGAAGAGAAUAAGAGGUAAGCAUACUUGAAAUGAUUAUUUUAAGAAAAACACGACACCAGGUCGAAGACUCGAAGUCAGAGGCGGGAGAUUUUAUUUUGAUUAUAAUUGGGUUGUACAGUAGAUGAUAAAUGUUUUGGAGUGGGCUGAAUUUUGUAACAACAAUGACAAGACGCUACUCUAGACAAAAAAUAUCAAAAUCAUUGUGUAAUGUUUCCUGGUCAAUUUCAAUGGGUGUGGGCAUUGAGUGUUUCAUUUGUCAUUUUUUAGGCAACCAAAAAUUGUCACUUAUACAACCACAACAACUGUUGUCCCGGUAAGUUAUGACCCCCAAACUUCUUUAAAAUAGUUGUGAAUAGAAAUGAUGACAAUAUGAAUGACGCCUCUCUUCCCAUUUGGCUAGAAGGGCGAAAUUGAAAGACGUGACCUUUUUAUUUGAAUUCUGGGAUUGCAAAAUGAUAGUUUGUUAUCACUUGAACGUACGGUUCUAAUCUUUCACUUAUCUGCGUUUUAAAUAUCUGUAUUUCUUUUCUGAAAAUAUAGAGACAGAAAGCUCGUCUGACUAUUGGAGAUGAAGUGAUAGAAAUUACAUCUGUAUCAACAAAUGAGAUUGUGAUAAAAUACAAGAUUGUUUAUUAUCAAAUCAUCACCAUUAUCAAAAUUAUUGAAUCCAACAUGAAAAUUAUCAAUGAAGAGGAACCAAGUCAGGAAACUGCAAGACUUCUUGAUGUGAGUGAAAUUUAUUUAUACUGGAUAGUUUUUCAGUUCUAAGCUGUUCUUCCUAGACAUCCAGCAAGGAUCAUCUCUUAUUGAUCCAGUGUUACUACAGGUACUUUAUUUAUACUGAUUUACGUUGCUCAUUCCUCCAGGAAAACAAGCAAAGAAUGGAACAACUGCAACCAAAGAUCACAGAGUUAAAUGAACUGAUGUCACAAAUGAAAGAUGCUGAUGAUGUUGAUCAAGAUGAAUUAUCUCAACUGCAAUCUGAACUCAAGGACUUUGACUCCAAGAUGGAUACAUUGAGUGAUGACAUUAGUAAAGAAGAAGAAAGGUAAUUCUUAGUUAUGGCUAUAUUGAUCACGUUACACAAAAAUUAAAACGUCCUUUCUAUAAAAUACAUCUUAUAAAUUAUUUUUCUUCUUGUAUUUCAGACAACCAGAACUUACCAGCAGAACUAUCUAUACAGUUACAACAACUACAGUUCAUGUGAGUACUGUGGACUAUCUUUGUUUUCUAUUCUCUGCCUGUGUAUACUAGUGAGUUAUCUAAGCAUAUGAGUGAUAUGAAGUUGUAAUUUAGGUGCAAACAAACGUGAGCCAACACUACACAACUUUUGCCUAAAACUGUCGCAUGCAACCUGCAUACAACUUGACUUGUACUACGUAAAUCAAGUACACAACUCGCUUACAUCGUCAUAGGUGAGUUGUGUGCUUGAUUUACACAGAGCAACUCAAGUUGUAAGCAGGUUGCAUGCGACAGUUUUAGGCAAAAUUUGUGUAGUCUAAAUCAGCCUUUACGAAAAAUGUUCAUACCUUGAUUAUUAUUCGCUAAAAAGUUGGCACGUUGUUGAACUUGAAAGGAUCGUAGAAUAGUAAUUUUGAUGCGUCUUUUUCUCAUCCAGGGAGGGCGCACUGCUCAACUACGUGAUGGAGAUAAAAGUAUUGAAUUUAAAACUGUUUCAACCAACGAGAUUGUCAUGCGGUAUAAGAUUCUCUAUUAUGAAAUCAUCACCAUUAUUGAACUGAUCGAAUAUAACACAAAGACGAUCAAGGGACAGAAACCAAGCCCGGAAACAGCGCGACUCCUUGAGGUAUAUGCAUUUAGGAAUGUUUUUUUUUUGUUUCUCUGUUUAUUUGCUUGUUUUUUGUUUUGUUUGUUUCUGUUUGUUUGCUUGCUGACGCCUUAACCUUCGCUGUUUAUGUUGCAGGAAAACAAGCAAAGAAUGGAACAACUGCAACCAAAGAUCACAGAGUUAAAUGAACUGAUGUCACAAAUGAAAGAUGCUGAUGGUGUGGAUCAAGAUGAAUUAUCUCAACUGCAAUCUGAACUCAAGGACUUUGACUCUAGGAAAGAGUUUGUGAAUGAUGAUAUUAGUAAAGAAGAAAAACGGUAAGAUACGUGGAAAUUUUUUAUCUCUAUUGCUGGAGAUGUAGUUUAACGAUCUUGCUUUCUUAUCGCUGUCAACUACUGUAAUAAACCAUUCACUUCAUUCUUAUGAUAAUAUCUGCUAAAUUAUUUGCUCACUUGAAAACUGUUUUAAAUUUCUUAGACAACCGCCCAUUGAAGGUGAAGUGAUUUCCAAGACAACAACAACAACAGUUCAGGUAACAGCAUUUACCUUUAGUAAAUUUAGUUUGAGUCUUCUUUCUGCUACUGUAUAUCUUAAACAGUAGAGCCUUGCAUUUGCGAAGACUGCUUCCAAAUUGGCACAGGUAGUAACACUGGAUCAAUAAGAGAUGAUCCUUACUGGACCUCUAGGGAGAACAGUUUAGAACUGAUAGAGCUAUCCAGUAUAAAUGAAGUUAGUUUAGUUUAGGUUUCCUCCUGUAGUAACACUGGAUCAAUAAGAGAUGAUCCUUACUGGACCUCUAGGAGAACAGUUUAGAACUGAUAGAGCUAUCCAGUAUAAAUAAAGUUAGUUUAGUGUAGGUUUCCUUCUGUAGUAACACUGGAUCAAUAAGAGAUGAUCCUUACUGGACUUCUAGGAAGAACAGUUUAGAACUGAUAGAGCUAUCCAGUAUAAAUAAAGUUAGUUUAGUUUAGGUUUCCUUCUGUAGUAACACUGGAUCAAUAAGAGAUGAUCCUUACUGGACCUCUAGGAAGAACAGUGUAGAACUGAUAGAGCUAUCCAGUAUAAAUAAAGUUAGUUUACUUUGGUGUACAUAGAUCAGUAAUGUGAUGAUCCUUACUGGACUAACACUAUUAUUACCCGUAAAGCUCUAGCAUUCUCUUGGCUUGGCUCUUCACUUCUUAAUUUCUCCAUUUUGUUUGUUUCUCAGAGUGCUCCUGAGGCUCCAAGCAGACAUGCAACAGUGAAAUAUGGAGACCAUGUGUAUGAAAUCACGAUUGUAUCCACAAACGAGAUUGUUCUUCGUUACAAAAUUCUUUACUAUGAAAUUUUAACACUGAUAAUGAAUUUGGAGAAAAAUAUGGCGCAGAUUAAAGAUUCUCCUCCGAGUAACACAACGGAAGUUAUGUUGAAAGUAAGAGUUUAAUUUUUUCAGCAGGACUAUCCCCCUCCCUGACUUGGCGGUCUUGACCUUUCUUUCUGUUUCUUUGGUAUCCCUGAGGCACAAGAGUGAAAGAAAUUCUCGCUUGUCGACUCUCAUGCAAUUCUUGUUCUCUUUUGAUGAAGCAAUGAAAGUUGAGAAAACUCUCAUGUAGUCUCUCGCUUCUCAACUCUCAUGCAACUAUUGUUCUCUUGUAAUUAAAAUUCUCGUCGACUCUCGCUUUCAUUUGAUCUGUUCACAAGGGAAUGAAUGUGAAAUUCAAUGUAUUUUACAUUGCAGCAAAACAGAGAUGAGAUGGAUGAAAUUCAGACAAAGAUUCGCGAACUUGAACAACUGAGAAAAGACAUGGAUGGCGCUGAUGGAGUUGAUCCAGAGGAAUUGGAAGAUCUGCAGGCUGGCUCGGACGCACUUGACACACGAUGGACGAUUGUGACAGAUGAUGUUGAGGCGGAAGGUCAAAGGUACUACAGGAGCUCUAGGAACACUGGAUCAAUAAGAGAUGAUCUUACUGGACCUCUAGGAAGAACAGUUUAGAACCGAUAGAGCUAUCCAGUAUAAAUAAAGUUAGGUUAGUUUAGGUUGCCUCUUGUAGUAACACUGGAUCAAUAAGAGAUGAUCCUUACUGGACCUCUAGGAAGAACAGUUUAGAACCGAUAGAGCUAUCCAGUAUAAAUAAAGUUAGUUUAGUUUAGGUUUCCUCCUGUAGUAACACUGGAUCAAUAAGAGAUAAUCCUUACUGGACCUCUAGGAAGAACAGUUUAGAACUGAUAGAGCUAUCCAGUAUAAAUAAAGUUAGUUUAGUUUAGGUUUCCUCCUGUAGUAACACUGGAUCAAUAAGAGAUGAUCCUUACUGGACCUCUAGGAAGAACAGUUUAGAACUGAUAGAGCUAUCCAGUAUAAAUAAAGUUAGUUUAGUUUAGGUUUCCUCCUGUAGUAACACUGGAUCAAUAAGAGAUGAUCCUUACUGGACCUCUAGGAAGAACAGUUUAGAACUGAUAGAGCUAUCCAGUAUAAAUAAAGUUAGUUUAGUUUAGGUUUCCUCCUGUAGUAACACUGGAUCAAUAAGAGAUGAUCCUUACUGGACCUCUAGGAAGAACAGUUUAGAACUGAUAGAGCUAUCCAGUAUAAAUAAAGUUAGGUUAGUUUAGGUUGCCUCUUGUAGUAACACUGGAUCAAUAAGAGAUGAUCUUACUGGACCUCUAGGAAGAACAGUUUAGAACUGAUAGAGCUAUCCAGUAUAAAUAAAGUUAGUUUAGUUUAGGUUUCCUCCUGUAGUAACACUGGAUCAAUAAGAGAUGAUCCUUACUGGACCUCUAGGAAGAACAGUUUAGAACUGAUAGAGCUAUCCAGUAUAAAUAAAGUUAGGUUAGUUUAGGUUGCCUCUUGUAGUAACACUGCAACCAAUAAUGGUUGUAGUUUUAAUGCACAACUUGGGGAGCUGUUCAAUACUUCAUAACCUGUAUUGGUUGACUUAAAACUUUUAUGCUUGGAAUAGUUCUUUUAUUUAAAGCUGAGUACCAUAAUUAUCAUGCUAUUAACAAUUUAUUGCAUCAUAUGAUUGUUUUUUUCUUCCAAGGAUAACAAGUGCAUUGGACAGCAGUGGACAACAGAAAGCAUCUCUGGAUGAAUGGCGUAGGAAAUGUGAGACUAUUGGUGAUUGGAUGGACUCUGUUGAGGACAGUGUUGAAGUCCUGGAAACCAGAAAACCAUCCAGUGAUAUAAUAAGCGCAAAAUAUCAAAUGAGCGAAUGUGAUGUAAGUCAUCUAUCAGACAUGUUAAUAGGCAAUCAUAUUCUAUCUAGUUCGAAUGGUUGAUACUUGAAUUAUUAUAUAAGCCAACUCAAAAGAUCGAACCCAGAGCCUUUUUAUUUUCUUAGACUUUGUUAUCUUUUCUGUAUGCCAAGAUUUUCGACUUUGUUUUAUAUACAAAUGUAUUUAAAUGAUGUCACACUACAUAAUGAAUUUAAUAAUAAUGAGUUUGUAGAAAGAAAACGUUUCCUUGUCAAACAUGUGAUAAUUCCACUGACAUUGAAAGUUAUAUACUUUACGAACUAUCAAAGUAUCAUUUCGUCUGCAAAUUUGAGUUAAUGACAAUUUUUUCAAGCUGAAAACAGUCUUCUGUAAAAUAACAUUAUGCAGUUUGACGUCAUUUAAGUCAUAUUGGCAUGCCAGACAAAGUCCAAUAUCUUGAUAUAUACGAAAGAUAACAAAGUCUUAGAUGAACUCUUCAAAUGAACUUUGCAAUUCAAUAAAAAAAAUCUUGCAUAGGCACUUUAAUCCCAGGAGUAUAUUGUUUAUCGCUGACUUGCUCUGGAACUCAUUAUUUUUCCUCAGGCUCUUCAAGAGAAGAUCAAAUCAGACGAAGUGCCAAUCUCGAUAUUCGCAUACGGCGAAGAAGUUCGUAAGGAACCAAGCAUAAAUCCUGAUCAGAAAUCCAAGAUCGGAUUACAAAUGGCCGAGAUGAAGAAGGAGAUUGGAAAACUGUCUGACAGGGCUGGAGGAGCAAAGCACAGGCAAGUAGUUUGUUGAAGAUUAUAAUUUCACCUCGUUUGCCCAUGAGAGAAUGCUUCCAUUUUGGCUCUACCAAAACAAAAUAAAUAUAAGAUUUCCUUCUCUGCAGAUACAAACGAGCAGUUGACAAACUCGAGGCUGAGAGAAAGCAGAAAUUAGCAACGUUAAAGAAAACUUAUCAAGACUUGGAUAAACAGAUUGAUAUUUUGAAAGAUAAGGAUGAUAAGAUUGGAAAAGUCGAAGGAGAUCCAGCAGCCGUUCGAGCCAAAGAAACUCUGAUUGAGGUAAAGUUGUCUUUGAUUAAUAUUUCAUAUACAUUGUGUUAAGCUGAGCAUAAAUAGAAAGCUCAGUAAAGUGUAUAACAGAUCUAGAAUAUAUAUUUUUGUUGCUGACACCAAAAUCCAAAAAUAAAAAUUUCUUAUAUGCAUGUCAAAAAUAAAACUUCCUGCAGAUUUCAGAAAACGGUGACGUAUGCCGAAAACAGACGUAUUUUAAUAGUUACAAACCCUGGUCCUAAGGUAUCUGAGGUUUUUAAGUAAAAAUAUGAAAAUUUCGAGUUUCAGCUUCGAACCAUCUUGGAGUAAACGGCAAAUAUUUGACUCAUCAGGUGGCCAGAAGAAAUUUUUAUCUGUGCUCAAAAUAUCUUUUAAAAGCAAACGUUUUAUCAGAAAUGAUGUGUUAUAUUCAUUGUGUACCCUAAUAGUAAUAAUUAUAUCUAGUAGUAUUAUUUCAGGAUUUUCUUGUUAACGUGUUAUUUCUUGACGUUUGUGAUGUUACUCUGAGUGUAUAUCCACACCGGGCGAGCUUGAAAAAUAUGCCUGACCACGGUGGGAAUCGAACCUACGACCUUUGGAAUACUAGCCCAAUGCUCUGCCAACUGAGCUACGUGGUCAGGUCGGUUGGAGUAUGCGAUAUUUCGGAACCGAGUCUAGUUCCUUCGAUAUCAAUGCAAUCUAAUAAUCAUGAGAGUAACAUCACACAAGCAUCUUAUUCACCUGAGUACAUUUAGCCUGCGAACAGGCUCUCAAGCUGAAUUGAGAGCCUGCAUCGAUGACUAAUGAAUUUGAAUAUCUGCGUCUCAAAUCGUGACGCGAAAUUCUCAUUGGUCAGAUGCUAUAAUUUAUAUGUUUCCGCUGAGCUCUAUAUAUGUCAACUGAAGCACUAUGCAUAAAAAAAACACAUUAACUGAUCAAAUUGGUCUUGGCCGUCUUAUAUCAAGGCACGAAAUGUUUUCUUUUGAGAAAACAGUAUUUAAAACAUUUGAACUUUUGCUUGAAUAUCUUAUAUUUCGGAAAACAGUAUAAAAUGUACGGUCUAAAUUUAGUUUGCACGGUCUAAAUUUAGUUUGCACGAAAGUUGUAAACAACACCAUAUAAGGAUAGACAUUCCAUAUUUGGAAAAAUGAACGUUACGGGGCAGAUAUUCAAAUUCAUUAGUCAUCGAUGCAGGCUCUCAAUUCAGCUUGAGAGCCUGUUCGCAGGCUAGAGUACAUUACACCAACACAGCAAAUAUCGUGUUAUUGUUGUUCUUCUAUAGUUACUUGUAUCCGACAUUCAAGUAUUCCAGCCUCGUUUCGAUGACUUCCGUCAAACCACGUGGGAGGUCUUGGAAGAUCCAACAACGGACCAAUCACAGCGAGAUAACCUCCAGAAGGAAGUGACGUCAUUAGAAGAACGCUGGGGGUUCCUCAUCCGCUCUGUGUAUUCCAGGAGUGAAGCGUAAGUGUGUCAUGUGGAAACAGUUCAUAUAUUAACCUAUAUUAUAUAUUAGCCUGACUAUCAGGCUCUAUUUUUCCCAUCCUUAAAUGCGGGUGGACGGAAGGGGAAAGUGGGCUUGACACUAUUGACUUACUAUCUAUUUAAUGACACUGUUGCUUGUAGAACAAAGAGAGCACAAUCCUUUUUUACCUUUAAAUAUUUUAACUAGAUUAGCAAUAUUAGUUCUGUAUCUAUAUUGUGUAAAUACCUAGAUUUGAUUAAUUUUUAUUGUAAUGUAUUAAGAUCGCUAAUUCAGUUGUUAUAACUGCGAGAGAGGUUUUUUCAUGAACUGCUAUAAACUACCUAAUAAUAAUAAUAAUAAUACAUAAUACAUAAUACAUAAUACAUAAUACAUAAUACAUAAUAAUACAUAAUAAUACAUAAUAAUACAUAAUCCGACUUUUCACUUGGAUUGGUCUAUGAGACAAAAAUUUAGUAGUAUUCGAUUAAUUUAUCAUGAUAUAAAGAUUGAAGAACACUUUCAAUUUUCAAACGUUAUGGGAGAAUUUUAAGGAAUCAUUAUAUCAUACUUCUUUAUCUGUCAUUUGAGAUUGUGAAGUUGUACAGUCAUAUUUUCCAAUAUUUUGUAUGCACUUUUGGGUCCCCGAUACUUUUUCAGAUCUGAUGCAGGAAUGUCAGAUUGUAGCAAAUAACUAUAUGGUUUGAACGUCACAAAAGUGAAAUUCAAACCAGCGUGGUAUCAUCAUUGAUACUAGUUUAAAAAUAUUUCAUUUCUUUUCUCCAGUGCAAAAAGCCUCAUUUCUAGUCUACCUCAAGGUGGUGUCCUGGAAGAACUGAUCAUUGUUGAGAAUCGUCGUCAUGAUUAUAACAUCGACUGGAGAACUCACCACGAUCUGUUUGGAGCGCCUGAAGGGUGAGUGUCUUGUUUCUGCUCGAUCAGCAGGCCUGUAUAGAUUAUUUUGUCGAGGUAGCCAAUCUUUGAACGGAGUUAGGCAUAGGGUCUAGGGGCCACCAAGUACACCAACUCGUAGCCUGGGGCAAGAGUCAAUCCUGAUAUCAAACUGGUGUACGGCAUGCGCCAAGAGCUUUUGAAUUUGGCUCAAUAUCUAUUUUACCCUUAUUUUUUAGACUAUUUUUUGACUUGAUACUCAUUUCCUGCAAGGUUCAGACGAUAGCUACAGUAGCUUCACUCCCUACCUACGGUUUUGGAGUUGAACUGUAACUUCAAAAUUCUUAAUUCGACGUUUUUAAAUAGGAUCUUUUAACAUUUGAAUUUGAAGCUAAUCCCUUGGAAUUUGGAGCUAGUCCAUCGUUGCUCUGUCUCGUUAACCACUCCAGCAUGACGUGACGAACAAAGAUAUUUUCCUACUAAGACAGGAUACUGAUAUAAAUCAAAUCAGAUGAUAUAAAUAUUCAGCCUUAAGAGCUGAAGGAGCAACAACUGAUGUAAAUUUUCGCUUGCCAAACUUGUGCAAUUCUUGUUUUAAUUUGGCCUUUCCAUGACUGAUUGCGAACUCUUCUAAUCUUUUAUAAGCUUUGUUGCUAUUCUCAAUUACGUUAGACCCAGGCUUUAAUAAACACAGGUAUUUCACUCAAUAGAACUAAACAUUGAAGGGUUUUUCUAGAUGGAAAUUUCAAACUGUAAAUCUUUUACAUCAAAAUAUUUAUUUUUCAUGCAGACAUGAUGAAGGUGCUGUUGAUGAGCAGAUCUAUCGUGAACGCCUCAUGACAAGAUGGAAACGAGAAUGUAGAGAAGUUGACGAAGCACUCUCAGAUGUUGAACGCGAGAGUUCGGAACUCGGAGAAAUUCUUGAUGAUCCCAGCAAGUCCGCCAUGAAGAAAGCAAAGAUGGAGGUACGAUUCUUGAACAAUGACGGAAUAUUUAAGCGAAAGGAUGAUUGAUUGCACUAGUAGAAAAAAUUGGGAAGAUGUUGUAAAAUCCUCCUGCAAAUUAUCAACUUUCCGAUUCCGAUCUUUAUUGUCAACAAACCACAACAAAUAUUAUCGCCAUGUAAUUGUACAUUUAUUUUUUUUAUUUAGGUAAUCCACAAUGGUUUGAAAAAGGUUGAGAAAGAGUACAAUGACUUGCCACAAUAUGCCAAGCUACUUUUGGAUGAUCCAAAGUUGACUGAUGAAGACCGUGAGAAGAUUCAAGGUGAUCUUGACUCGUACAAGAUUCGCCAUGAUGAAAUUCUUAACUUUGUCACUGAGAGAGAGGAAACGUAAGUAUUGUAUCAAUUUGUCGAAAAGAGGAAAUACUUAUUCCAAUUACUGAGAUGAGGAAAUGCAUGAACUUGUAGUUAAACUUAUUUGGAGCAAAGUAGACUUCAGACAGGUUUGGAUGGACAUCCUUAUUGGACCUCUUGGGAGGACAGUUUAGAACCCAAGUAUAAAUAAAAUUAGUUUAGGCUUCCUACUGUAGUAACACCCUUGCCUGUCUCCCUCCCCCUCCCCAACAAAAAAUCUACCUAUACGUAAUUAGAUUUGCAUGUAUCAUUUUAAACUUACUGUAUACUAUAUACGUAUUUAGGAUCAAGAAACAAGAACCUCCUAAGUCGACAGUUGUGGUCACGGAGAGUUAUGCGAAGAAAAAGGAAGUCCCUGCAGAUAUCAUUGUGCCAGAAUUGGCAAUUACAGAGGAGAGGUUGGUUUAUCUUGUAUUUUAUUUUUAGUGGUCAAAUUAUACGUAGGUAUCGUCCGACCUCUAGGAAGAACUGUUUAGAACUGAUAGAGCUAUCCAGUAUAAAUAAAAUUAGUUUAGUUUAGGUUUCCUCGUUUAGUGACACUGGAUCAAUAAGAGAUGAUUCUUACUGGACCUCUAGGAAGAACAGUUUAGAACUGACAGAGCUAUCCAAUAUAAAUAAAGUUAGUUUAGUUUGGGUUUCCUCCUAUUACUACACUGGAUCAAUAAGAGAUGAUACUUACUGGACCUCUAGGGAGAACAUUUAGAACUGAUAAAGCUUCCCAGUAUAAAUAAAGUUAGUUUAGUUUAGGUUUCCUCCUGUAGUAAUACUGGAUCAAUAAGAGAUGAUCCUUACUGGACCUCUAGGGAGAACAGUUUAGAACUGACAAAGCUAUCCAGUACAAAUAAAGUUAGUUUAGUUUAGGUUUCCUCCUGUAGUAACACUGGCUCAAUAAGAGAUGAUCCUUACUAGACUGCUAAAAAGAAGAAUUUAUGUCACUUUUAGUUACAGUUAAUUUGAAAGAUGUCUGUGUGCUACUGUGAACUAAGAAAUUACUUUUACAUUUUACUAAUAAUGAACUCUACUAUUCAGCUCUCCAGAUACAUUAUUCAGUGCACCGGAUACGGAUACUUUAAGUAAUUCAGAAGACAUUGAGAGAUGGUGGGGUGAUGAUCGCAACAUUGUAAACUGGAUUGACGAGGCAGAUGAGCAAGUUAGGCAAGUGAACAGCGAACCAGCAGAUCUGAUUACAACACGAAAACAACAUGCAAAUAUCGAGAGAAUUACUCAGGAGAUAGGGCUGUAUGAAACCAAUGUGACUCUGCUUGAAAACAAAGCCAAUGUUAUUGUCAACGAUCCUGUCACAAGGAGUGAAGAUCGUCAAAAUGUUGAGGAUGAAGUGCAAACUGUGAAGAGGAGUUGGGAUAAUUUGAAAGAAAAAGCUUUCAAUGUUGAAAGAAAGUAAGUACUGCCCUAUGUAUCCAUCUCGCAAAUAAUGCUGCUAGUUAAUAAGUUCCAGGUUCCUUAAUAAGCCCAUCAUUCUAAUAAGCUUCCCUCUCUCUCUCUAAUAAGCCUGUCCUUCUCUAAUAAGUCCACAUGUAAGCCUUCAUAUCUCUAAUAAGGCUCUCCCUCUCUAAUAAGCUACCCUCUCUCUAAUAAGCUACCCUCUCUCUAAUAAGCCCCCUCUCUAAUAAGCUACCCUCUCUCUAAUAAGCCCCCUCUCUAAUAAGUCACCCUCUCUCUAAUAAAGCUUCCUUUAAUAAGCCACCGUCUCUCUAAUAAACCACCCUCUCUCUAAUAAACCACCCUCUCUGUAAUAAGCCACCCUCUCUCUAGAUAAUGAGCCCCCUCUCUCUAAUAAAUCACCCUCUCUUUAAUAAUCUACCCUGUCUCUAAUAAGCUCACCUCUCUAAUAAGCCCACCUCUCUAAUAAGCCCACCUCUCUCUAAUAAGCCUCCCUCUCUCUAAUAAGCCUCCCUCUUUCUAAUAAACAUGCCUCUCUCUAAUAAGCCCACCUCUCCAAUAAGCCCACCUCUCCAAUAAGCCCACCUCUCUAAUAAGCCCACCUCUCUAAUAAGCCCACCUCUCUAAUAAGCCCACCUCUCUAAUACGCCCACCUUUCUAAUAAGCCCACCUCUCUAAUAAGCCCACCUCUCUCUAAUAAACCCACCUCUCUAAUAAGCCCACCUCUGUAAUACGCCCACCUUUCUAAUAAGCCCUCCUCUCUCGAAUAAGCCCACCUCUCUCUAAUAAGCCCACCUCUCUAAUAAGCCCACCUUUCUAAUAAGCCCACCUUUCUAAUAAGCCCACCUCUCUCUAAUAAACAUGCCUCUCUCUAAUAAACAUGCCUCUCUCUAAUAAACAUGCCUCUCUCUAAUAAGCCCACCUCUCUAAUAAGCCCACCUCUCUAAACCUUGCUAUUCUCAAUAACAAUAACAACUGACAUUUGUUUAGUCUUUACGAGCAAGUGAACAAACUUCAGGAAUACUUGAGUUGGACCCAGAAAUCAGAAGCAUUAUCAGGAUGGUUAGAGGAUACUGAGAGAAGUCUGGAUUCUUGUGCAGUACCAAGCAGUAAUCCAGUGGAGCGAGAGAAACAAACACUGUUCCUUGGGGUAAUAUAUGCUUAUACAAACACUUUUAUCCCCGGGUUGUACGAGGCCGAAUAACACCAUACACCAGGUUGUGAAAUUGUGAAUUUUUUUUAUUUUUUCUCAUCACAGAAAUUUUUGAAAGAAUGUGGUCAGAAUCAAGAGAGUGUCGACGAUGUUCUAAGUCAUGGAAAUUUGGUUGUCAACAAGAACUUGGUUCCAGAACAACAUCUUGACAAGAUCAAAGAAGAUCUGAAGGAUUAUCGAGAAAGAUGGAAUGAAUUGUUGAAGAAGGCAGAACAUGUUCAAGAAAGGUAACGAGGGAUGAACCUGCAACCUUUUCUGUCGAUCAUAAGCACUUCCUUCACUUGUUUAUACAUACUUAGCUUGUUUAAGCUUUUUAAUCCAACAUCGGAAUGCCUUUUUGUUUAUUAGUCAUUCAGUACUGUUGUAAACAGUUUAUGUAUCCGAAUAUUCGAAUCCGGAAACUGUAGCGAAUCUGCAACCUUUCGCUCUGAUGGCAUUCAUGACAGCCUACUGACCUACCACCUAAAUGAACGAAUAUUGUUAAUAAUCAGGUCCACAGUCGCGAUACAAGAUAUUCCAAAUCCAAUUUAGUAUGUCCUCGAUAUAACAGGGAAACAGAACGUGGUCGAACAUUAACUGUUACUAUUGCCAAAUUACGGAACAGUUUGUCAUUAGAACUUAGAAGUCUCUCAAGGCACAUACAUGUGGACAUAUGUUUUUGAUGAUCAACAGUCACUACAUCAUUUUAAUGUGUAGUUCUUAUUAGUUUUUAACCUAUUUUAAUUGUAUUUUAUUCCAUUGCAUUGUAUUUUAGAUGUACAUGUACUUUACCUAAAUUGAGAAAUGAUCUGGUUCAGAAAAUGAUGCCCUUUCUUUUGUUAUUUCAGGCUAAAUAGUGGCAAGAAAGAUCUUCAAAAACUGGAAGACAAUCAGAGAGAGUAUGUAGUCAUAACUACAUGGAUAACUACAAUUGAAAAACGUUUACAAGAAUUAAAAGAUGAUACCAGCAGCGAUGAUGAAGCAUUGAAAAAACGACGUGUUAUUAUAUUGGUAAGAAAUAUAAAGAAUAAUAAAUUCUCUGCAUUAAAAUAUCAGAUUUUCUUCUUUCGACAGUAUUCUAUAUUAGCCAGUCGCUUAGAUAAAUGUUCCUAUGUCAAUAUUAAUAUAAUUUCAACUGGAAUGGUGAGAGGUUAUACCAACAUCAAUCAUAUUAUCCUAAUUUUGAUCGACAUUUUUAUCUAAACCUUUCCAAUAAACCGCAAAUUUGUCUCAAUUCACUCCAUCUUACACGUGUCCCCCCCCCCCCAAUGCAAAUUUGUUCCACGCCCUCUGAAAUUCAUCUUAAGUCGAAAUGGACCAGCUUCUCAAGGAGUUCCUGAUAUAAUUUGGCCUCGUACUGGGCUAUAAACAAAUUUGGCUAAGCUAACUUUCACUGUACGUUACCUGACAAGUUUUGAAACCUGCAAGUCUAGUUACUGUUAUGAAACCUGCAUGUCUAGUUACUGUUAUGAAACCUGCAUGUCUAGUUACUGUUAUGAAACCUGCAUGUCUAGUUACUGUUAUAACAUGGAACUCAUUCUAAUGCAUUUACACAUUAAUUUGACAUUGGUCAACACAGUAAGAGAAGUACAAGUUCCUUAUAGAAGGGUUUAUUCGAAGUCACUCAACAUUAAUCCAUGUUGUUUUUUCAACAUCCACAGCUAUAUUUUCUAAAGCGUCCAUAAAUGUCUUGCAGGAGAUUAUUGAAGAGAUCACAACCUACAGAAUUCGUCUUCGCCGACUCAUUGAUGACAAUGAAAACUUGGCAAACAAAGACACACUUUCUCCUGAAGACCGGGAUAAACUUGUACAAGAUACAAAAGAUUUGGAAAAACGGUUGGAUGGUCUCGAUGAUGAUGCCAAGAAAGAUGAAUCUAGGUACAUAUUCAUUGUAAAUUAAACAUGAUCUUUACUGGGCCUCUAGGAAGAACAGUAUACAACUGAUAGAGCUAUCCAGUAUAAAUAAAGUUAGUUUAUUUUAGGUUUCCUCCUGUAGUAACACUGGAUCAAUAAGAGAUGAUCCUUACUGGACCUCUAGGAAGAACAGUUUAGAACUGAUAGAGCUAUCCAGUUUAAAUAAAGUUAGUUUAGUUUAGGUUUCCUCCUGUAGUAACACUGGAUCAAUAAGAGAUGACACUUACUGGAUCUCUAGGAAGAACAGUUUAGAACUGAUAGAGCUAUCCAGUUUAAAUAAAGUUAGUUUAGUUUAGGUUUCCUCCUGUAGUAACACUGGAUCAAUAAGAGAUGACGCUUACUGGAUCUCUAGGAAGAACAGUAUACAACUGAUAAAGCUCUCCAGUAUAAGUAAAGUUAGUUUAGUUUAGGUUUUUCUCCUGUAGUAACACUGGAUCAACAAGAUGAUCUUUACUGCACCUCCAGGAAGAACAAUUUAGAACUAAUAGAGCUAUGCAGUAUAAAUAAAGUUAGCUAAUGUUAUGUUAAUUUGUAUUUCCAGUCUAAAUGAUCAACUGGAUACCAACACAACGAAACUAGAUGAUUGGCAGAAAAAAGCAGACGAUCUUGACAAAUGGAUUAUUACAACAACGACAGAAAUCAAAUCAUUUAAUGUUCCACCUGUCGACGAAACGGAUAAAGAAAAACAGAACAAGUAUUUGGAGGUAAGCAGAGCAAUAUUGUGAAUGAACCAGACAAUUAUGCAUGUAGUCUUGGAAAUCCGAAAAUCUCGGAGCGAAACAGAUCAAGCUGGAAUGUACUAGUGCCAGCAGUGAGUUUGAACAAAACCGCGAGUAAAUUGAGGUCUGGUGUGAGAAACGUUGCAGCAAAUUUUAUGAGACGGUUAUGGGUAAUACAGAUCACAAGUUUUAUUAUAUGCUGCCGUGAUAUAAUCUAAGAAGACAGAGUCCUUUUGAGUGUACACGAACCAAUUGUUUUAGGGACGCCUAAUCAGUAGAUAUUUAUACAAAUUUCAUGUAAUACAGUACAGUAUAUCGUUUACUGACCCCAGGAAUAAGGAUACAAUUUUAUUUCUAUGAUCGAAUAUACUAUAUCGUUAACUCUUUGAUUUUUUUUGUAAAUUUUGCGCAAUUACUAUUUUAAUCAUAUUCAAAAAUCAAUAAUUUAUGAGGAAAACACAAAGAAAAAUCAUAAGCGUGUCGUAUAUUUAUAUGUAUAGAGAUUUCCCUUGAUUUACAUAUUAUUGCAAUUUUUCGCGAUUGAAUAUUGCUAGGAGUUUGCUAAACAAAAGCAAGAGGGUGAUGAGCGUGUCAAGGAUGUUGUGUCCAGUGGACGACAGCUCGUGAGUGAAGGUGUUAUACCUUCUGACAAACGUGACAAAUUUGAGUUUGAUCUGGAGAAUAUGCCUGGAAGCUGGGACAGUGUCGUGAACAUGGCUGAUGAAUCUAAAGAUAAGUAAGUUCUUAAUCUCUUCAUGUUGUUGUCUUUAACAUAUACACACAAAGUGUAUGUUUUAAGGAAUGACACUUGCUGGACCUCUAGGGAGAACAGUUUAGAACUGAUAGAACUAUCCAGUAUAAAUAAAGUUAGUUUAGUUUAGGAUUCCUCCUGUAGUAACACUGGCUCAACAGGAGAUGAUCCUUACUGGACCUCUAGGGAAGAACAGUUUAGAACUGAUAGAGCUAUCCAGUAUAAAUAAAGUUAGUUUAGUUUAGGUUUCCCCCUGUAGUAACACUGGAUCAAUAAGAGAUGAUCCUUACUGGACCUCUAGGAAGAACAGUUUAGAACUGAUAGAGCUAUCCAGUAUAAAUAAAGUUAGUUUAGUUUAGGUUUCCUCCUGUAAUAACACUGGAUCAAUAAGAGAUUAUCCUUACUGGACCUCUAGGGAGAACAGUUUAGAACUGAUAAAGCUAUCCAGUAUAAAUAAAGUUAGUUUAGUUUAGGUUUCCUCCUGUAGUAACACUGGAUCAAUAAGAGAUGAUCCUUACUGGACCUCUAGGAAGAACAGUUUAGAACUGAUAGAGCUAUCCAGUAUAAACUAUCCAGUUUGACCUGAUUUGACACAAAAACAUCUGUAAGUUAAAUUAAAUCGGUCAAAGCUGUAAACCCCAGGAGCGAAAAUCAUGUUAACCUACAAUGUAUUACUAUCGUUGCCUUUGAACUCCAGCAUGUAAUUCUAUUUUCUAUUUAGUUUGGAAAAGGCUGACAAAACUUCUCAUGACUAUGACAUCUGGUGCAAAGAUGCUGAUGAAACGAAGGAAAUUAUUG
Messenger RNA from Paramuricea clavata, 23980 nucleotides. The record is from the annotation of a GenBank genome assembly. Lineage: Eukaryota; Metazoa; Cnidaria; Anthozoa; Malacalcyonacea; Plexauridae.